AUGGGUCAGUUCGUUGCUUCAAAUAUUGUGACCAUUAGCAAGCGUGUUGGAGAAUCUGUAUCACUACCUUGCCAGGUGCCUCUUGGUUACCCACCACCUGUUGUUACGUGGCAGACAUCUAAAGACGCGCAACUAGACUACAUAAAGGAAACUAAUCGCCUUGCAAUUGACAUUGAUGGUACACUGCACAUUGCAGCAAUUCUUCCAAUUGACGAUGGUGUUACCUUUCAGUGCGUGGCCAAUAACGAGAUCAUACGAGAACAAACUACAGGCCCGGGGUAUAAAAUCAUAGUCUCCUAUCCUGAAGUUAACCAGCCAAUCACAUUUAUGUAUCAGACUCCCUAUACAACUCUCGUUGUAGCUGGAGAAACGCUCCGCUUACAAUGCAUUCUUGCUGGCUACCCAUUACCGAGUUAUCGCUGGUUCAAAAAUGGAAAAGAUGCAACUCUGGAACCAAAUACGAAUAUUAUAAAUAUGGGAACGGGUUUGGAGGUUAGUCCCGUAACAAAUGGAUCCGCAGGUCAAUAUCGUUGUCAAGGCGUGAACGAAGCAACAAUGACAACGCAAAAUUAUGAAUAUGAGGUGACGGUAAAAUCGGCUCCAAAACUGGUAGUUCAUCCAGUUGAUACAACGGUUCCCGAGAACGGAAGCGUUGUUUUUACCUGCGAAGCUCAAGCUGAUCCAAGGCCUAAAAUUCGUUGGACAGUUAACGGGCUUGACCCUUCGUUUUACCUCGACGGGGUUCGAAAGCUUAUUAGUGGAAAUUCAAUGAUUCUCAAUAAUUUGACCGUUGACGACAUUGCGGUGAUCCAGUGUAAUGCGUCGAAUUCAUUUGGGUAUGACUUUGUGAACGCCUAUAUCAAUGUAUUGCGGGAGCCGCCUUACAUUUACGAGGGUCCACCGAAAAACCUCAGACAAGCUGAGGGUCCACCAGUGCUCCUUCCUUGCCGUUCUUAUUCAGCACCCAAAGCCCUGGUGUCCUGGAGGAAGGACGGACGACCGAUCAAUGGGGGUCGAUACCAGGUGCAGGAGAACGGCGAUCUGAUAAUUGAGUCCGGCAGAGUGGCAGACACGGGUCUCUAUGAGUGUACUGCGACAAAUCCGUUCGGUGUGACAAAAGCUUCGGGAUCACUGGCCGUCCGUCGACGGACUCGCGUCACCCUAGCCCCCAUUGAGACCUGGGUGUAUGAAGGCCAGUUGGUCAAAUUCGUCUGUACUGCGGACACAGAUCCAUAUGAGUUACCGAAUUUAAAGGUGGAAUGGUACAAAGAUGACAAUCUUAUUGACCCUCUUGUUACACCUCGGAUCGAACAAGUUGGAUUCGAUUAUUCCCUCGUUAUUGGAGGUGCCCAAACCCUGGACACCGGGCAGUAUCGAUGUAAUGCUUCGAAUGGACUUGAUUUUGCUGUAGCUACUGCAUCCCUCCUUGUCCAAGGCAAGCUUAGGCCUAAUCAGCCACGUAACCUAAUUGAAGACUGCGUUACCUCAUCUCGUCGAGCGACUUUGCAGUGGGCCCCCGGCUCUGACAACUACGCCCCUAUCAUUGAAUAUAUUGUCGAAUUUUCCUCUCAAUUUGAACGUGGCACUUGGUACCGAGCUGAGAUUUUCAACCUAACAGGUCUUCUUCAAGCCACCGACGCAAAGAUUGUACUUCGGCCAAAUAUUGAUUACAGGUUCCGUGUUAGGACCCGCAAUCGAGUGGGAGUCUCAGAGCCUAGUGUGGCAACGACAGGGACUUGCUCGAUCCCAGCCACAGCACCGGAGUCAAAUCCAAAGGAACUCUACGUUUACGGCACAAGUCCAAAUAACUUAGUUAUUCAGUGGUCUACCAUGCCAUACAUCGAACACUACGGAAACAAUCUUGUCUACCUGCUUACAGUACGAUGCCUUGACUGCAACAAUAUACGUCCGGGAGACAUUAACACAACGAUAAUUGGUAACUGGAGAACGGAUCGAAUCACGUAUACCACUUUCCAGAGCGGUUCCCCAUCCGACAGGAUCAUUCAGCCUAUCGAAUCUUACAAGUUGUUUGAGGUAACUAUUCAGAGCCGUAACGACAAGGGCACAAGCACAAAGGCACCAACGGUAGCAAGAGGCUAUUCAGGGGAGAAUAUGCCAAGUAUUGCAGCCCCUGAACUGACUGUACUGGAACCCACAUCUGACGGUGCGCUCUUGCAGUGGACCGUCAUAUCUGAAAAUCAGGCACCACUAGUCAAUGGGUUUUUCCGCGGGUAUAGAAUUGAGUGGUGCACCGCAAACCUUUCCCAGAUUGAAUGCGAGGACCAAAAAAGAUUUCAAGACGUGCUCUUCCAAAUUCUUCCGAACCCAACCGCCUACUUGCGAAGACCUCGAUCAGCAGAAAGUGGAAAAGAAAGCAUUUCUGCCCUUGAACAAGCCUUUUAUUCCCAACCCUUCGAAUCGGCCCUUUCACAUGCCGAAGACUGUCUGUCCGAGCCGGAGGAGCCCUUUUGUCGCAGUCGGGCCUACCAAUCACCAUCGUGUGUUGGUGAAGCUCUUCAACAUGUACUUGCUCGGUCUAAGCGACAGCUUGUUACCAUGGCGACUCUUGCAGAUUCAAGCGGAUACAUUACUCCAAUUACCCUGAAAAACUUCACCUGGGGCGCGACGGUCAACCACACACUGACGGGUGUGCCUGGGGCAACUGAAAUCAAAGUCUGGCUCAGGUUACUUAACAGCCUCCAUGCUGGUCCCAUCGGUCCUAUCGGGAAAAUUACUACCCUGGAGGGUACACCUGGCCCAGUUUCAGAACUUCGGGCUGUUGUAAUUGGAACAAAUAGGGUAAAUGUCACGUGGGUUCCGCCAUUGGAGCCUAACGGCGUAAUCAUAGGCUACGAUUUCGAGGCCCGUGAAAUUAGGGGAUUGGAUCUUGGACUAUCUGCACGUUAUCCCACUGUGUUUGACGGUUUGCUCACUGGAUACGAGCUGACAGCUCUGCGAGCAAAUACAUCGUAUCGAUUAAUUGUUUUUCCAAGAACAUCAGCUGGGGUGGGAAUAGAUUCUUUCAUCGAUGUUACAACUUUAGAUGAGACCUCAAUCCCCAACCCUCCGACCUUCUUUGUUUCUGAUAUCACCGAUAACACCUUCAAUGUGACUUACGAGCCCAGCCAUACGGGCCCACCGGGAUCUGUGUUCUUCGCGCAAUAUCGAAUGCCCGGUAUUGUUUUGUGGCAAGAAUCUCUUCGAGUGUUUCUUUCCCGAACCAUCUACGUCACUGGCCUGCAACCAUCAACGAAGUAUGAGGUGCGGAUGGUGGCGACAAAUGGUGCAGCAAUCUCCACUGCAUCGCCUUCUAAGGUUAUCUCGACUUCGGGUCCGCCACCGCCAGGAGGCUUGCAAGGGGCCAGUGCGACGUGGUUUGCAGUUGUCAUCUUGCUCUUCAUUCUCAUCAUUUUCAUUUUUGUUCUCUUCAUCUGCAUUCGUGGACAGCGCUUAAAGGAAGUGCAAGAAAAAGCUGCUCCCACGGAACCGCUAUUCGAACCCCUCGAAACAUUCCCGGAGCCGCAGUCAGUGCUGAGCGUGAGACAGGACCAGCCAAGCCCCGGCAUGUUUCCGAGUUCGCUGGGCACGACCCAGCGACCAGCACCAGCAACUCCCCUUCUCGAGGCGGCAAGUCAGCUUGGCAACUAUGCUGACAGCUUUUCGCGAUGGUCACCAGGGGACAAACCAGCCAGUGGCAUCGAAAGGGGUUGGAGGGCACAUCAAGGUGGUUUCCCGUCUGAUGAGGAUGCAGACGCAAUCGAGCUGUCGGACUUAUCGAACUCCCCAGCCCGCGGGGUGCACCACGGACGGAGGGGCCACAGUAGCAACAGCCUAGGCUCCGGUGACGGUUCAGCUUCUCUUGUGCCCUCAGUGGUUAGCAAUCAGAGAAGGCAACGAAGCGGUUUGCAAAGCAGGGCUAGCAGUACUGCGCGUUCAGAUAAUCGACCAACAUUCAUUUAA
Mesocestoides corti is the source of this 3960-nucleotide messenger RNA. The record is from the annotation of a GenBank genome assembly. NCBI's taxonomy places the organism in Eukaryota, Metazoa, Platyhelminthes, Cestoda, Cyclophyllidea, Mesocestoididae.